AGGCAGCAGCUGCGGUGGCAGCUGCAGCAAAGGGCUGUCACCUUGCCUUCCUGGCAUUUUUCCAACUCACUCCCCGUCACAGUUCGCCUUUCAAGUCCUCUGCGGGACCUUUCCAGACGAGAAAUUUGAUGCUCAGGAAGACUCCAAGAUAACUCCGUGGCGGGGCGUUCGGGAAAAGAGGGGCAGUCCCUUAAGCGACCUUGAUAUGGGGACGGGAGACAUCCCGAAGGAAGAAAGCUUUUAUGAACUGACAGCAACAAAGAACAGGGGGGCCACAGCAGCAACAGUUUGAGCACUUCCAGGAAGAGGAGUGGACAUAAGAAACCUUUGUAAUACAAAUUACAACCUUAAAGGUAUCCAUUUACUCAAGUAAAUAUACCUUUUAAGGAAAUGAUGGAUUUAUUUAACUUGACGGAUCAAAACAUUACUUCAGAAGAAACAUUCAAUCGAAUGCCAUCUAAGAUUCUGGUCUCACUUACUCUGUCAUUAUUGGCACUGAUGACAACUGCUAUCAACUCUCUUGUAAUCACUGCUAUAAUUGUUACCCGGAAGCUACAUCACCCUGCCAACUAUUUAAUCUGCUCUCUUGCAGUUACCGAUUUCCUAGUGGCUGUCCUUGUGAUGCCCUUCAGCAUUGUAUAUAUUGUGAAAGAAACUUGGCUUAUGGGUCAAGUAGUCUGUGACAUCUGGCUGAGUGUUGACAUUACCUGCUGCACAUGUUCCAUCUUGCACCUCUCAGCUAUAGCUUUGGAUAGGUAUCGUGCAAUCACAGAUGCUGUCGAAUAUGCCAGGAAAAGGACACCUAAGCAGGCUGGGAUUAUGAUCACCGUGGUGUGGACUAUUUCAGUUUUCAUCUCCAUGCCACCUCUAUUCUGGAGACAUCAAGGAACCAGCAAAGAAGAUGAAUGCAUAAUCAAACAUGACCAUAUUGUUUUCACCAUUUAUUCUACAUUUGGAGCUUUCUACAUACCACUGGCACUGAUACUCAUCCUCUAUUAUAAAAUAUACAGGGCAGCAAAGACAUUGUACCAUAAGAGAAAUGCUAGUCGGAUUGCCAAAGGAGAGCUGAAUGGUCAGGUACUCUUGGAAAGCAGUGAGCGAAACAUUCACUUGGUCUCUACAUCAUAUGUGCAAGAGAAGUCUUUAUCUGACCCUUCAGCAGACUUUGAUAAAAUACAAAGCACUGUAAAAAGCCCCAAAUCAAAAUUAAGGCCAGAAAAAUCUUGGAGGAGGCAAAAGAUUUCUGGAACAAGAGAGCGAAAAGCAGCCACUACACUGGGGUUAAUCCUAGGUGCAUUUGUGAUCUGCUGGCUUCCCUUUUUUGUCAAGGAGGUAGUUGUCAACAUAUGUGAGAAAUGUCAAAUUUCAGAAGAACUAUCUAAUUUUUUGACCUGGCUUGGCUAUCUCAAUUCUCUUAUAAAUCCAUUGAUCUAUACAAUCUUCAAUGAAGACUUCAAGAAAGCAUUUCAGAAACUUGUGAGAUGCAGACAUUACCUUUAG
Messenger RNA from Vombatus ursinus (common wombat), 1500 nucleotides. RefSeq names its product 5-hydroxytryptamine receptor 1F (gene HTR1F). Gene Ontology annotation, cellular component: plasma membrane; dendrite. Gene Ontology annotation, biological process: chemical synaptic transmission; G protein-coupled receptor signaling pathway, coupled to cyclic nucleotide second messenger. The transcript has 5 exons. Bases 391 to 1500 code for a protein of 369 amino acids. Gene Ontology annotation, molecular function: G protein-coupled serotonin receptor activity; neurotransmitter receptor activity. The record is from RefSeq and is a predicted model, not a curated record. Lineage: Eukaryota; Metazoa; Chordata; Mammalia; Diprotodontia; Vombatidae.